This is a messenger RNA of Durio zibethinus, 1402 nucleotides long. RefSeq names its product basic helix-loop-helix (bHLH) DNA-binding superfamily protein (gene RGE1). Gene Ontology annotation, biological process: regulation of DNA-templated transcription; endosperm development. Gene Ontology annotation, molecular function: DNA-binding transcription factor activity; protein dimerization activity. Lineage: Eukaryota; Viridiplantae; Streptophyta; Magnoliopsida; Malvales; Malvaceae. The record is from RefSeq and is a predicted model, not a curated record.
UGGUAAAUGGCAAAUGGCAAAAUACGGUGGGGUCAUCAUGAGUUGUGGAACCCUCAAACGAAGAGAAAAAAAAUAUUUGUUACAACGCGCUUUAGGCUAAAUCAUAUAUAUGUACGUUUUUGUUUUGAUUCUCAGUAACGGCAUUGCCUUAUGAUUGUAUUUUCGGCUCUUCCUCCCUUCCUUUCUUCCUACUCCAAACAGAAUCCCCCCCGCCCUCUCUCUCUGCCUUGUUUGCCACCUUUUAAACGCCUUCUCUCUUCUCUUCUUCUCACCUCUUUAUUUUCUCUCUCUUUCUUCUAGCUAGCUAUACCCAGUCAUGUCAGAGGAAGGCGGCCAUGAAAGUUUUUUAUUAUUGGAAAACCAGUCAUGGGCCUUAUCCAAUUCAGAUAAUAAUUCAACUGGUACUGGUGCUGGUAGUGAUGAGAAAUCAGGCAAAAACCAACAAGAGCAAGAAACUUUACAAGACGAGACUGAGAAGAACAAUAAGAGAGAACUUGGAGGAGGGGGUGAAAAGAAUGGGAAAGGAGGAGGAGGAGGAGGUGAAUCGGAUGAUCAUGAAAUGCAUAUAUGGACAGAAAGAGAGAGGAGGAAGAAGAUGAGAAACAUGUUUUCUAACCUUCAUGCUUUGCUUCCUCAGCUUCCUCCUAAGGCUGACAAAUCCACCAUAGUUGAUGAAGCAGUAAACUAUAUCGAAACCCUACAACAAACUCUCCAAAAGCUACGAAAACAAAAGCUAGAGAGGCUCCAAGGUUCCAAUCAUGUUGGUUAUGAGCCCUCCUCCAUGAUGAACAACCAAAAGCAAGCUUUUGAUUUAUGCAGGGAGGCAUUCUUGGCUGAUCAAGUAUCUUCUAGUGACCCAACCAUUUUUUCGAAUUCUCUUUUGGUCUCUCAAUUCCCUGUACUAUUUCAAACAUGGACUUCUUCCAACGUUGUGUUGAACUUAUGCGGUAACGAAGCACAAAUAAGCGUGUGCUCACCAAAGAAGCCAGGGCUGUUCACCACUAUUUGCUAUAUUUUGGAGAAGCACAAAAUAGAGGUGAUAUCUGCGCAUGUUUCGUCAGAUUCUAAUCAAAGCAUGUUCAUGAUUCAAGCGCAUGCAAGUGGAGCUUCCAAUCAGCUGUCAGCGGCAUUUCAAGUGGAAGAAAUGUUCAAACAAGCUGCAGCUGAGAUCAUGUGCUGCGUCUCUUCCUGAUCAUAGCAUAAACUAGGCCCUCAAAUACAUAUUAUUGCUUCUUUUGGUAAAAGCGACCCGAGUUUUAGUAUAAGAGAUAUGGAGUAAAUCCAUCGCCAUUGACAAGAUCCUUUUACCAAUUAGCUACCAAUAUUCUGCAUGUUGCUUUGUUUGCUCGAAUUUGCAGCCUCAAUUAGGAUAUGAUUCUAGCUGCCCUCCCUCCAUAGUCUA